This is a messenger RNA of Thamnophis elegans (Western terrestrial garter snake), 6222 nucleotides long. RefSeq names its product multidrug resistance-associated protein 1-like. The transcript has 30 exons. Bases 77 to 4828 code for a protein of 1583 amino acids. Lineage: Eukaryota; Metazoa; Chordata; Lepidosauria; Squamata; Natricidae. Gene Ontology annotation, cellular component: basolateral plasma membrane. Gene Ontology annotation, biological process: xenobiotic transport; glutathione transmembrane transport. The record is from RefSeq and is a predicted model, not a curated record. Gene Ontology annotation, molecular function: ATP hydrolysis activity; ABC-type xenobiotic transporter activity; ATP binding.
UCGGCUGCGCUGCCGGCGGUGCUGAGCUGAGCGCCCGGGAGCAGCGCGUGCGCCCCGCCCGACGCCCUCCGGCCCCAUGGGCGCCCCCGGGCUCUGCGACGGCCCCUUCUGGGACUGGAACCUGACAUGGUACACGGAGCGCCCGGACUUCACUCCCUGCUUCCAGAUCACCGUCCUUGCCUGGACCCCCUGCGUUUACCUCUGGCUGGGCUUCCCCAUCUACUUCGCCUACCUCCGCCGCCAUGACCGGGGCUACAUCCAAAUGUCUCACCUCAACAAAGCCAAAACGGCCUUGGGCCUCUUCCUGUGGCUCGUCUGCUGGACAGACCUUUUCUACUCUUUCUGGGAAAGAAAUCACCACGUUGUUCAAGCUCCAGUUUUUUUAAUCAGCCCUACCAUUGUGGGCAUUACAAUGCUGCUUGCCACGUUUUUGAUACAGUACGAGAGGAUCAAAGGAGCCCAGUCCUCGGGGGUUAUGCUCCUUUUCUGGCUGAUUGCAUUCCUGUGUGCAGUCAUCGUAUUCAGAUCCAAAACAAUGCACGCCUUGUGCCCGGAUGCGGAAAUAGACGUCUUUCGCUAUACCACUUUCUACAUCUACUUCGCUUUGGUGCUAAUCCAGUUUAUUCUGUCCUGUUUCCCAGAACGCCCACCUUUAUUCUCCGAAAACAUUCGUGGCCCGAAUCCCUGCCCGGAGUCCGGGGCUUCCUUCCUGUCCAAGAUCACGUUUUGGUGGAUCUCUGGGCUGAUGAUUCACGGGUACCGGCAGCCGCUGGAAGCCAAGGAUUUAUGGUCUCUGAACAAGGAAGAUACAUCGGAGGAGGUGGUGCCCGGCUUGGCUGCCCACUGGGCCCGGGAGUAUGCCCGGGCCAGGAAGCUCCUGAGCCCCCCCAUGCGCUACUCGCCCAAGAAGCCGGCCAGCUCCGACGGGGCGGAAGAGGCGGAGGCCCUGAUCCUGGAGCCCCCUUCAAAGGGCCGGGAGCCCUCGCUCACCCGGGUGCUCUACAAGACCUUCGGGCCCUACUUCCUGAUGAGCUUCCUCUUCAAGGCCUUCCACGACCUCAUGAUGUUCACGGGGCCGGAGCUGCUGAAGCGGCUCAUUAACUUUGUCAACGACAAGAGCGCCCCCAGCUGGCAGGGCUUCCUCUACACCGGCCUCCUCUUCUUCACGGCCGGCCUGCAGACGCUGGUCCUGCACCAGUACUUCCACAUCUGCUUUGUGACGGGGAUGAGGCUCAAGACGGCCGUCAUCGGGGCCAUCUACCGAAAGGCCCUGGUCAUCACCAAUUCGGCCCGGAAGACCUCCACGGUGGGGGAGAUCGUCAACCUGAUGUCGGUGGAUGCCCAGCGCUUCAUGGACCUGGCGACCUACAUCAACAUGGUGUGGUCGGCCCCCUUCCAAGUGAUGCUGGCCCUCUACUUGCUGUGGCAGAAUCUGGGCCCUUCCGUGUUGGCUGGCGUGGCCGUCAUGCUGCUCCUGGUGCCUGUGAAUGCGGUGAUAGCGAUGAAGACCAAGGCCUACCAGGUGGCCCACAUGAAGAGCAAGGACAGCCGCAUCAAGCUGAUGAACGAGAUCCUGAACGGGAUCCGAGUGCUGAAGCUCUACGCCUGGGAGCUGGCCUUCAAGCGGAAAGUGCUGGAGAUCCGGCAGGAGGAGCUGAAGGUCCUCAAGAAAUCCGCCUACCUGGCGGCCAUCGGCACCUUCACCUGGGUCUGCGCCCCGUUCCUGGUUGCUCUGUCCACCUUCGCCGUUUACGUGUCCGUUUCGGAAAAGAACAUCCUGGACGCCCAGAAGGCCUUCGUGUCCUUGGCCCUCUUCAACAUCCUCCGCUUCCCCCUCAACAUCCUCCCCAUGGUGGUCAGCAGCAUCGUGCAAGCCAGCGUGUCCCUGAAGCGUCUCCGGGUGUUCCUGUCCCAUGAAGAGCUGGACCCCGACAAUGUCAUCCGAGGGAACCUCCGGAAUGCGGGCAGCAACAGCGUCAGCGUGAGGAGUGCCUCCUUCAGCUGGUCACGGACGGAGCCCCCCGUGCUGAGCAGCAUCCACUUGGCCAUCCCGGAGGCCUCCCUGGUGGCCGUGGUGGGGCAGGUCGGCUGCGGCAAAUCCUCCCUCCUGGCGGCUCUUCUGGGGGAAAUGGAGAAGCAGGAGGGGCACGUCUCUCUCAAGGGCUCCGUGGCUUUCGUCCCCCAGCAAGCCUGGAUCCAGAACGCCACCUUGAUGGAGAACAUUCUCUUUGGGCGGGAGCUGAACGGGGGGCUCUACCAGCGGGUGGUCGAGGCCUGUGCGUUGCUGCCCGACCUGGAGCUCUUCCCUUCGGGAGACCAGACGGAGAUUGGAGAGAAGGGGGUGAACCUGUCGGGCGGCCAGAAGCAGAGGGUCAGCCUGGCCCGGGCCGUCUAUGCCGACACUGACAUUUACCUGCUGGACGACCCCUUGUCGGCCGUGGAUGCCCACGUCGGGAAGCACAUUUUCGACAAAGUCAUUGGGCCGAAGGGCCUCCUGAGACACAAAGUGGGUGUGUGGGGAGGCUGGUGGGGGAGGGUCUUUCCGCAGCCUCUGGGAACUCAAAGGGCAGAGGGGGGGGGGCUCAUCAUCCCCGGUCUUGUUGCCGCCUCUUUGCUCUUAAGCUGCACUGGUUCCCUCCAGUGGGCACCGCAAGGCCCUCCGUCCCCCAGCCUCCCUGGUUUUCCCUCUCCCUUCGUGCCCCAGACCCGGAUCCUGGUGACGCACGGGGUCAGCUACCUGCCGCUGAUGGACACCGUCGUCGUCUUGUCCGAAGGCAAAAUAUCGGAGAUGGGGUCGUACCAAGAGCUUCUCAAGCAAGACCGGGCCUUCGCGGAGUUCCUGCGCACGUACGCUGGGGCGGAUCACAGUGCGGCUGGCGAAGAGACCCCCGGUCUGGUCCCAAAGGAAGAGAAGCUGCUGGAGAACGGGGUCCUCGCCAGCGAAAACUCGGUCCAAGUGAGGAGGCAGCUGAGCUGCUCCUCGACCUACAGCAGCGACACGGAGAAGUCCCUGGUGCAGAACAGCCUGGCCCAGGCUCAGAAGGCGCCGGACGGCAAGAACACCUGGAAAUUAACCGAAGCGGACACUGCGCAGACGGGGAAAGUGAAGACGACCGUCUACUGGGAGUACAUGAAGGCCAUCGGGCUGGGCAUCGCCUUCCUCAGCAUCUUCCUCUUCCUCUGCAACCACGUGGCCUCCCUGGCCUCCAACUACUGGCUCAGCCUGUGGACAGACGACCCCGUCCUCAAUGGGACGCAGCAGCACACCAACAUGCGCCUGGGGGUCUAUGGCGCCCUGGGAAUCUCUCAAGGCGUGGCCGUGUUUGGCUACUCCAUGGCGGUUUCCGUGGGGGGGAUCUUUGCUUCCCGCCGCCUCCACCUCGACCUGCUGCACCACGUCCUGCGGUGCCCAGUGAGCUUUUUCGAGCAGACGCCCAGCGGGAACCUGGUCAACCGCUUCUCCAAGGAGAUGGACAUCAUUGACUCCACCCUGCCGCAGGUCAUCAAGAUGUUCAUGGGCUCGCUCUUCAACGUGCUGGGCGCCUGCAUCAUCAUCCUGCUGGCCACGCCGAUUGUAGCCGUGGUCAUCCCGCCCCUGGGCCUCAUCUACUUCUUCGUGCAGCGCUUCUACGUUGCCACCUCGCGCCAGCUGAAGCGCCUGGAGUCGGUCAGCCGCUCCCCGAUCUACUCUCACUUCAACGAGACCCUGCUGGGCGUCAGCGUCAUCCGUGCCUUCGGAGAGCAGAAGCGGUUCAUCAGGCAGAGUGACCUGAAAGUGGACGAGAACCAGAAGGCCUACUACCCCAGCAUCGUGGCCAACCGGUGGCUGGCUGUCCGGCUGGAGUCGGUGGGCAACUGCAUCGUCCUUUUCGCAGCCCUGUUUGCCGUCAUCGCUCGCCACAGCCUGAGUGCCGGGCUGGUGGGCCUGUCCAUCUCCUACUCGCUACAGAUCACCACCUACUUAAACUGGCUGGUCCGAAUGUCCUCCGAGAUGGAGACCAACAUUGUAGCUGUGGAGAGAGUGAAGGAAUACUCGGAGAAGGAGAAAGAGGCCGAGUGGACCUCUGCGCCAGCGGCUGCCCCGCCCGGCUGGCCUCAGGAAGGGCGGGUGGAGUUCCGGGGUUACAGCCUCCGCUACCGGAGCGACAUGGACCCUGUGCUGCGGGACAUCUCCAUCGUGGUCCAGGGAGGGGAGAAAGUGGGCAUAGUCGGAAGGACGGGGGCCGGGAAGUCCUCCCUGAUGCUGGGCUUGUUUCGGAUCAAAGAGGCGGCGGAAGGGGAGAUCCUCAUUGACGGGAUCAACAUUGCCAAAAUUGGGCUCCACGACCUUCGCUUCAAGAUCACCAUCAUCCCCCAGGAUCCCAUCCUGUUUUCCGGCUCCUUACGCAUGAAUCUGGACCCCUUUGACCAGUAUUCUGACGACGACGUCUGGAUGUCGCUGGAGCUGGCUCACCUGAAGGCCUUCGUCUCCUCCCUGCCCAAUAAGCUCCUGCACGAGUGUUCGGAGGGCGGGGAGAACCUCAGCGUGGGUCAACGGCAGCUGGUGUGCCUUGCCCGGGCCCUGCUGCGGAAAUCCAAAAUCCUGGUUUUGGACGAAGCCACGGCCGCGGUGGACCUGGAGACGGACAGCCUCAUCCAGUCGACGAUCCGGACUCAGUUUGAGGGCUGCACAGUCCUGACCAUCGCGCACCGUUUGAACACCAUCAUGGACUACACACGGGUGAUCGUCCUGGAGAGAGGCAGGAUCGUGGAGUGCGGGGCUCCUGCUGACCUCAUCGAGAGCAGGGGCGUCUUCUGCAACAUGGCCAAAGAUGCCGGCUUGGUUUGACCAGGUGAAGCCGGCCUUCCCCCACCCCCACCCAUGCCCAGGGAGAAGCACAGGCAGGCCGGCACACGACCCGUUCUGCAGAAAGGGCAGUAGAACAGAGGCUUCCUCCUCCUCCUCCUCCUCCUCCUCGCUCGAGAGGAGCAGCACGGGGGCUUGGGGCACAGAAGGGCCCCCCUGACUUGAAGGAGCAUCUUGCUGGGAUCACCGUCUGCACCAAAAAAAUUAUCUUAUUCUGGUGAUGGGAGAAAGGAUGCAGAGAAGCAGCUGCAGCAGAUUCCGAAAAGGCCCUUCUGGUUUCCUGUUUCCUUCAAGGGUUACACAAGGUUCAGAUGCAGAAGAGCAAACCUCCUCUUCCCCCCCCCACCCCCCAGGGCAGGUUCAGCCCCAGCCGCCUUCGCAGCUCCCCUGGCACUGCCUGGUCACCUGCGAAGGGAAGGGAGGCCUCUGCCAGCCUGGGAGUUUAGAAACUUCCGUUUGAAUAAUGUGGACCUUUUUUUUAAAGGGAAAACACUCUAGAGAUCUCUUUUCAUAGAAGAUAAUUAUUUAAUUUUUGUAAAUAAAUUUCUCUGAAGUUCAGCAGACUGAAAUGUUCUUUGGUACUUUUGUAGUAAAGUUUUUGAGUUAAAAGAAUGGCCCUAUCGAUUCCUUCUCAAGUGACCGGGGGAGGGGGAAUCUCCGGGGGGGGGGGGGGCACAUUUCCACCAGUCUGUUUACAGGUAAAGUUGUGCACCAAAACUGGAAAGUGCUUUAAAGGCUCAGCAACCCUCCAAGGCCUGUGAAGCCAGGAUCCCUCCUCUGUGCAGCCCCCAUUCACUUCAAGCCGAGAAGGGGGUGGGGGGGGGUCACAAUUCCCAUAACACCCGUUGCCUGGGCUCUGGAUGAGGGGGGUUGCAGCCUCAUCUUGGCAGUGCCCCUUUUGAUGGUCGGAUAAAGGCAAGCGGGGGGGGGGGAUCUGACCAAUGCCCGCCUAUGAAGCCCAGUGGCCGGCACAGCUGCCCACGCGGCCCCCUGAGGAAGGCCAAGCGCAUCAGAGGCCCCUUGGAUGCCCGGAAGGAGGGUGGAAGGUUGCCAGGAUGAACCACCGUUUUCCCCCAUGCAGAUGAGCCCAGGCUGGUUCUCUGCAGGCCCCCUCAUCUAGGGCGCCUCUGUAGCCGCUAUGGGGAUGCUGCCUGGCCCCAGUUGCACCACCAGCCCUGCCUCCCUGAAGGGCACUGGCCCCACAGAGGACCCCGGCACUGGCCAGGCUCCCAGCAGAGCCCCUCCGCUUUCCCCCCACAGCAAGGAGGGCUGGGCCGGGUGUCGCCCUUUGGAAAAACUAGGAUCCCCUGCAGUCCUUUUUCCCUUUUGCAAGGCGGUUUUAUUUCAAAAGCUGAACAAGUCAGGACUAAGCUUGG